ACCUCCUCCGGCUGUCCAGAGAAGCUACACAAACGGAGAAGUUAGAGUCCGUUGUUGCAAUUCUGGUUUGGUUGAUGAGAGUUGUGAGCUUAGGAUUAUCAAAUGACAGAGAAUCCCAAGCUUACGCUGGAAACUGGCUUGGAAUCUGCUGAUAGGCCCUCUAAGAUUGCCAAAACGGAGGAUUUUAGCGACGAAGAGGAGGAGCAGAAGCCUGCAAUUCACGAUCCAUCCAUGAGCCAAAACCCCAGGAUUCAACGCUAUUUGGUGGCAGUUGAAUAUAUUGGGACACGUUUCUUUGGUUCUCAGAAGCAACCCAAUUGCCGCACAGUCGUCGGUGCCCUAGAGGAUGCUUUCCAUAAAUUUAUUGGCCAGCCAGUUUCAAUCUCUCUUUCAAGUCGAACUGAUGCUGGAGUACAUGCCUUGUCAAAUGUUUGUCAUGUGGAUAUUGAGCGCAUAAGUAAACGGAAGCCUGGUGAAGUGUUGCCGCCCCAUGAACCAGCAGUGGUCAGGAGAGCUGUGAACCAUUUCUUACAGAAGAAUGAAGGUGACAUAUCAGUUGUUGAUGUUCGCUGUGUUCCAUCUGAUUUCCAUGCUAGAUAUAAAGCACAAGAGCGUACAUACUUCUAUCGCUCGCUGUCUGGGCCGGAGCCUUUGUCAGCCUUUGAGAAAGAUCGAGCAUGGCAUGUACCAGAGGAACUUAAUCUUCCAGCUAUGCAAGAGGCAUGCAGGGUUCUUGUUGGACACCAUGAUUUUAGUUCCUUCAGGGCUGCUGGUUGUCAGGCAAAAUCACCAAUUAGAACUUUAGAUGAACUUACUGUCACUGAGGUAAUUCCAAGUCCAUAUUUUCCAUCUGUAAUGGACAGAAAACAAAAUGAAGUCAGUGAUGAUCCUCAUGGCUAUUGCUGCAAGUUUGAAACUGGCUGUCAUAUUUCUGUCCCAAGCAUUGAAAAAGCAUCCUCAAAAGAAAUUUUAGGAUUUGGCAAGAGGAGAAGCCAUCGUUGCUUGGUGAUAACAGCACGUGCGUGCUCUUUUCUUUACCAUCAGGUUAGACUACUCGUCGGUGUUCUCAAAGCUGUCGGCACUGGAAGUUUGACAAUUUCAGAUGUUGAAAGAAUUCUGAAUGCUAAAGACGUAACGGCUGCAAGUCCCAUGGCCCCAGCGUGUGGUCUGUACCUUGGAGAGGUCAAAUAUGAUCUGCCUUAGAGGCGUUUUGACAAAGUCCUGCAACUAAUAGUUAUGUGCAACCUGUGCAUCCCUGCCUAAAAUGACCCGAAGCUAUAACAUGCUGCAUUCAAGUUUCAUGAUCUUCUCUUCCAUCUUUCUUCAAAAUUGAAGCUUUUUUGGUGAUGCCAAUCUUAUGUAAGGGGGAGUUGGAGAAAAAGAGAGGCAAAAAAGAGUGGGGUGGGGGUG
Molecule: messenger RNA, 1410 nt
Organism: Neltuma alba
Lineage: Eukaryota; Viridiplantae; Streptophyta; Magnoliopsida; Fabales; Fabaceae
Product: tRNA pseudouridine synthase A
Exons: 10
Coding region: 103-1203 (366 amino acids)
Biological process (GO): tRNA pseudouridine synthesis
Molecular function (GO): pseudouridine synthase activity; RNA binding
Source: RefSeq, a predicted model, not a curated record